AUGGGGUGGCGGCCGCCGAGCGCCUGGAGGGAGCUGCUGGCCAGGCCCAGGGAGCCCUGGCCCGAGACCGCGCAGUAGCCGCCGCCGCCACGGCCGCCGCCGCCAUGGCUGCAAAAGACCCCACAGCUGUAGAGAGAGCAAACUUGUUAAACAUGGCUAAACUGAGUAUCAAAGGACUCAUUGAAUCUGCUCUGAGCUUUGGCCGCACUUUGGAUUCUGACUAUCCCCCCUUGCAGCAAUUCUUUGUUGUUAUGGAACAUUGUCUGAAGCAUAGUCUUAAAGUAAGAAAAUCAUUUUUGAGUUAUAACAAAACCAUCUGGGGCCCUUUGGAACUGGUGGAGAAGCUGUACCCGGAAGCAGAAGAAAUAGGAGCCAGUGUCCCGGAUCUUCCUGGUCUGAAGACCCCUCUGGGUCGAGCAAGAGCAUGGCUUCGGUUAGCCCUCAUGCAAAAAAAAGUGGCUGAUUAUCUGCGUUGCUUAAUUAUUCAGAGAGAUCUUUUGAGUGAGUUUUAUGAGUAUCAUGCACUAAUGAUGGAAGAAGAAGGAGCAGUAAUUGUUGGGCUGCUGGUUGGCCUGAAUGUGAUCGAUGCUAAUCUUUGCCUGAAGGGAGAGGAUUUAGACUCAUAAGUUGGAGUGAUUGAUUUUUCUAUGUAUUUAAAGAAUGAAGAAGAUAUUGAAAAAAGGAAUGUUCAAAUUGCUGCCAUAUUAGACCAAAAGAAUUAUGUUGAAGUUAGACAACUGAACAGCACAGUCAGCAGCCUCCAUUCACGAGUUGAUUCAUUAGAAAAGUCAAAUACUAAGCUGAUUGAAGAGUUAGCAAUAGCAAAGAAUAAUAUCAUUAAACUCCAAGAAGAAAAUCAUCAAUUACGAAGUGAAAAUAAAUUGAUUUUAAUGAAAACACAGCAGCACCUAGAGGUUACCAAAGUAGAUGUGGAAACUGAGCUUCAAACAUGUAAGCAUUCUUGUCAGGGGCUAGAUGAAAUGUAUAAUGAAGCCAGAAGGCAGCUUCGAGAUGAAUCUCAGUUACGACAGAAUGUGGCGAAUGAGCUCGCGGUACAAGUUAGUAUGAAGCAUGAGAUUGAACUUGCCAUGAAGUUGCUGGAGAAAGAUAUCCAUGAGAAACAAGAUACUCUGAUAGGUCUUCGACAACAACUAGAGGAAGUUAAAGCAAUUAACAUAGAGAUGUAUCAAAAGUUGCAGGCUUCUGAAGAUGGCUUGAAAGAAAAGAAUGAAAUAAUUGCCCGACUAGAAGAAAAAACCAAUAAAAUUACUGCAGCCAUGAGGCAGCUGGAACAAAGAUUGCAGCAAGCAGAGAAGGCGCAAAUGGAAGCUGAAAAUGAAGACGAAAAAUAUCUACAAGAAUGUCUCAGUAAAUCUGACAGUCUGCAGAAACAAAUCUCCCAAAAGGAGAAACAGCUGGUGCAACUGGAAACUGACUUGAAGAUUGAGAAGGAAUGGAGGCAGACUUUGCAGGAAGAUCUUCAAAAGGAGAAAGAUGCCUUAUCUCAUCUUAGAAAUGAGAUUCAACAAAUUAUUAGUCUUAAAAAAGAGUUCCUUAAUCUCCAGGAUGAAAAUCAGCAGUUGAAAAAAAUAUAUCACGGACAAGAGCAAGCUCUUCAAGAACUCGGCAACAAACUUAGCGAAUCAAAACUUAAAAUUGAAGACAUAAAAGAAGCCAACAAAGCAUUGCAGGGACUGGUUUGGCUGAAAGACAAAGAAGCAACACAUUGUAAACUUUGUGAAAAGGAAUUCUCACUCUCUAAGAGAAAGCACCACUGUAGAAACUGUGGGGAAAUUUUCUGUAAUGCCUGCUCUGACAACGAACUACCUUUGCCUUCUUCACCAAAACCAGUACGGGUUUGUGAUUCCUGUCAUGCAUUGCUCAUUCAGAGAUGCUCAUCUAACUUGCCCUGAGAUUCCUGAACUAAAUCCGUAUGUAUGAAAGUACCUACAAUGAAUGUUACGAUGUAUACAAGGUAACCAGACAUCUCUUCUUAAGUGGCUUUCAGUCAGUAUUUGUACCAGUUUUAUCAUCUACAUAUUCAACUCAUAGAAAUUGCAAGUUAUGUAUUUAUUUCCCUAUUGUUAUUCAAAAGGAAUUUUCAACAGAGCAUGCUUAAAAAUCAUGUAACUUAACUUCAUUAAAAGGCCAGAUAGCAGAGCUAACA
Molecule: messenger RNA, 2167 nt
Organism: Cebus imitator (Panamanian white-faced capuchin)
Lineage: Eukaryota; Metazoa; Chordata; Mammalia; Primates; Cebidae
Product: RUN and FYVE domain-containing protein 2-like
Cellular component (GO): cytoplasm
Molecular function (GO): metal ion binding
Source: RefSeq, a predicted model, not a curated record